GAAGUUGUUGCUGCGGGGUUCCGAUUCCUGCCAUCCGCGCGUGUCGCUUGCGCCCCAGCAGGGUUGCAGCCGUUGUGCACGGAAGCGGGUCUCGGCCGCUCGUCGGGAGGCGCAGUCAUGCCCCGUUAUUACGAGGACAAGCCGGAGGGCGGCGCGUGCGCGGGCGUGAAGGAGGACCUGGGCGCAUGUCUGCUGCAGUCGGACUGUGUGCUCCAGGAAGGAAAAUCCCCUCGACAGUGUCUGAAGGAAGGAAACUGCAAAGCUCUGAAAUACUCAUUUUUUGAAUGUAAAAGAUCAAUGUUGGAUGCCAGAUCCAGAUUCCGAGGAAGAAAAGGGUAUUGAACCUAGUAUGCUGAAACCACAGUGAAAACAACAGGGUUUCUCUGGUCACUUACAACAGAGAAGCCCAAAUAGGAGACAGACUUUUUGCUACAUCUGGUGGGAUGGGCCAGUUUUCCCCUCCAUGAACACUGGAGAAAAUGGAUGAGUUCUGUUUUUGGAUAUGUAUAAACUAAAUGAUUUCUCUUGCUCUAAGUUACUUUUGGAAGAAAAAUUUAACUGAACAUCUAUGAGCUGGGAGCAUCAUACUGUGUUUUGAGAAUUGUUAGAAAGCUCAAAAAGUGAAAAGAUUGUUAUUUUCCAACUUGACUCUGCAACCAAAUGACACAGUUUGUACAUCCUUUGUGAAUAUUAUGAAGGCCACUGAUGGGACUGAAAAUUGAUAACAUGCAGUCGGGGGAGAAAACGUCUAUUGGGAAAGUUUAG
Molecule: messenger RNA, 765 nt
Organism: Odobenus rosmarus divergens (Pacific walrus)
Lineage: Eukaryota; Metazoa; Chordata; Mammalia; Carnivora; Odobenidae
Product: cytochrome c oxidase assembly factor 5-like
Exons: 3
Coding region: 118-342 (74 amino acids)
Biological process (GO): mitochondrial respiratory chain complex IV assembly
Cellular component (GO): mitochondrion
Source: RefSeq, a predicted model, not a curated record